This is a messenger RNA of Aspergillus terreus NIH2624, 1983 nucleotides long. RefSeq lists its product as uncharacterized. The transcript is spliced from 4 exons. Gene Ontology annotation, cellular component: nucleus. Gene Ontology annotation, biological process: positive regulation of transcription by RNA polymerase II. Bases 1 to 1983 code for a protein of 660 amino acids. The record is from RefSeq and is a predicted model, not a curated record. Lineage: Eukaryota; Fungi; Ascomycota; Eurotiomycetes; Eurotiales; Aspergillaceae. Gene Ontology annotation, molecular function: protein binding; transcription cis-regulatory region binding.
AUGGACCCAAUCUCCGCCAUCGGGCUCCUAGCUUCGAUAUCGACCCUCAUCCAGGCCAGCAAGGGGGCCUUGGACCUGCUCGGAAGUUCCAAAGAGGCAGAGCAAGACCUCGCCAACCUUGCCAUAGAUCUCGGCCAGUUUGACGAAGCUCUGAGGGGAUUUGAACGUGUCUUCCGCAGCCGUCAAACUAAGCACCAUGUCUCCGGCGAUGUUCUUCGAAAGGCGAUCAACGACGGAAAUGCUACACUGGCAGAAGUAGAGAAGCGCCUCACCCAGGUCUAUAAAGAAACUUUUCUUACCACGUGUAACCAAAAUCUACGGCUGCUCGAGGCCUGCGCGGCAGUUGUCGACAAAAUCGGGACUGGGGUUGUACCACCAGACGAUGCGACACUAUCGCCCGCACUCUGCAAGACGCAGUCCCGGAGCUCGUGCUCCAACGAGGCGCUUUCUUUCAGUGGUGCAAAGUUAGCGGUCGACUCGGCGUCCUCUCGAGAAGCUUCCGUGGCAUCCUCAGCCUCCAGCGUUACUUCCACAACACUUUCCCAUGACCACCAAAGGUGCAGCAGUGACUCUCAAGCGAGCGACCUACGGUCUGCUGUUAGUGCAAGAUCUGGGUUACUCGUUAUUCGUCGAGCAUGUAGGCAUGAUUGCUACUGCAAAUGCCAUCAACAUGAUGUCGCGGAGUCAAAGAGCGGAUUCUCACGGCUCAACGCCCGGAUAUUUCACCACAGUAGCCAGCUGAAGAGCGAGUGUUCCGAUCCUACCUGUGCAGGAGCGGCUAUGCAGAAGCCCAUCCCCAUUUCGUCCUUUAAGAGGGCCAUGUUGCAUCUGAUGACGUCAAACAGUAUCAAGAUUCGGUAUCGCUUGAAUACCUAUCGCAUGGUCCCCGUGGGGUCCAACGCGAUGCGGUACGUCAAGCACGGGAAUUUGUCCAAGUUGAAGGCGGCUAUUCAAUCAGGUGAGGCGACGCCUUGGGAUACGGCGAGCGACGGAUGGUCGCUUCUACACACUGCAGCAUACGCACGACAGCUAGAGACCGUCCAAUAUCUAGUUGAACUGGGAGGAGACACUGGUGCGUCUGAUUUGGGGACAAGAAAACCCGUUGAUCUAGCAUUCCUCAAAUCUAUUGGGCCAGACGCCACGCAAGCCGAGAAAGACCUUGUCGAUGUCUUUUCCAAAGAAGAUGAUUACAUCGACGACUACGAAUUUACCCCCAUUCACAUCGCCGUCUUUGGUCUGUAUGAACACUCCGACCCGGAACGGCCUACUCUCCAACGACUAAUAGACUUCGUUGACAACGCGAACGACGCACCCCCCGACACAAACUGGGCGGCCUGGAAAACGAAAUAUCACCACCGAUCCCCGUUAUACGUGUCAAUAAUCGAGCAAUACCGGGCCUCCGCAGCCGAAACCGGCAACACGAGCAGAGCGAUUCAUAAUCUCAUCGAUCAAAAGGACCGCAAGUUCCAUUGGACACCGCUUCACUCGGCCAGCGUGACUGGGCAGGCCCAGAAAAUGAAGAUUCUUGUUCAAAACGGUGCUGAUCCGUUUAUCCAGUCAAAUCUGAGUUUCAAUAUCAUCCAUGCGGCCGUUGAGUCAAAUGCAUGCGAGAGUUUACGCUAUGCACUGGAAAUCUCUAAACACCAUCCAGAGCAGCUCAAUCUCAACCAGGCCAAUAUCUGGGGUGAAACACCGCUUAUCAUAGCCGCGCAGGGCUGUCGGGUUGGCUGCGUGAAACUACUCCUGGACGCCGGGGCUGAUAGGAAUGUUCGACAAGAGAACCAACAGGUUGCCCUGCACUAUGCAGGGCUGUCUGGCAGGGCAGAGCGAAGGAGAGAGACCGCCGCACUGCUUUGCAAUCAGAAUGGGACCGAGCUUGAAAUUGACGCGCAGGAUGAGGAUGGAAGGCCACCUAUCUUUGACUUUUUGGACGAUCCGGAGUGUUUUAAAAUCCUCAUCAAACAUGGCGCAAGACUGGACUAG